AAACGCAUUCACAUUCUCCAACAUUUGUGACAAAGGACAUCGGCAACAUUAGCGGUUCUGUGCUACCCCGCACUCGGUAUUCUUCUCCGAUACCUAUUCCACAAGCGACCGUUUUAACAUGGUGCAAUCAGCUAGAAUUUCCUGUGCGACAACCGCUACUGUCAACUCCGCCGAGGCUGCUGCGGCCACACCAACUUUUAAGUACAAAUUUGGGGAUGAAGGAUACCUCCUGGAUUAUCACGGUACCAAGGUGUGUUAUCCCAUGUACGAAAGCCUACCGGUUGUGGAGCGCUUUCAAGCAACCGCCGACGACAUCUGCAUAGCCUCCUUCCCAAAAUCCGGGAGCCAUUUCAUGGGAGCGGUCGUCUGGAUGAUUGUCCACGACGGCGAUCCUGCUUCCCUGUUGGAGGGUGGCACUUUAGCAUCUAAAAUCCCUCGUCUGGAGUGGUCAUUGCCGGGAAUGCCAGCCAACAUGCUGCCGGCUUACAAACUGAGCCAACAAGCGGGACAGCGUGUCUUCUUGACUCAUUUAGGAUAUGAUGCGCUGCCGGAGAGUAUCAAAACGCAUGCCAAGAUAAUCUACAUCGCGCGCAAUGCAAAGGAUGUCAUCGUUUCCACGAAUUAUUUCUUCCGGGCGCUAAAGUUUAAACAGUUUACGGGUACAAUGCAAGAGACCGCCCAGUCUUUUAUGAACGACACUUGCGCCUUUGGCCCGUUUUUCGACCACGUCGCCGGAUACCAACGACAAGCGUCCGAUAUGGCCAGCUUGUUUUUUGUCACUUACGAAGAGAUGUUGCAGGAUGUGGAAAAGACCAUUAAGGGAAUUGCACGUUUCCUGGGGAAAGAACUGGAUGAAGUGCAGAUAGCUAACAUUAAGCGAUGCUGUUCGCGUGAAGAAAUGAAAAACAACAAAACAACCAAUUGUGAGGACCUGCACAAUGCGGGUCUGAUGGAUUUUAAAGUGUCACCAUUUAUGCGAAAGGGAAUCGUUGGUGACUGGAAAAACCACUUUAGCCCGGAACUGAAUCACCAGGUGGACGAAUGGAUUAAGCAGGAAGGGCGUCGUGUCAAGCAAGAUCUAAAGGAAUUUCACUUCCAGUACCAGGAUGAAUCUAUUGAGCAGGAAGAGCGUCGUGUUAAGCAUAAGCAAGAUCAAAGGAAAAUCAGUUUCAGCACGACCACGUGCUCGCAGGAUAAAACAGCGUGUAUUAAAAAUUUUUUUUUGCCCUUCAGAACCUCUUGCUUGUCCACACUCUUUGUUUCUUCGUCAUACACAGGCUUACCUGCAAAGAUCCAGUACAUUAACCAUUGUUUAAAUAGUACAUUUGCAAUAAACGUACAAGCCGGAUUUCAAAUGGGUUGCGUACACGAGCAGCGAAAAAUACAAGUUUGUGGGUUACACACCAGUUACACCACAUAAUUUUGGCGUUUCUGGUACUUCGUAUUCGGCACAGGC
Paramacrobiotus metropolitanus is the source of this 1456-nucleotide messenger RNA. Its product is annotated as sulfotransferase 1B1-like. Gene Ontology annotation, molecular function: sulfotransferase activity. The record is from RefSeq and is a predicted model, not a curated record. Gene Ontology annotation, biological process: sulfation. The coding region runs from base 119 to 1420 and encodes 433 amino acids. NCBI's taxonomy places the organism in Eukaryota, Metazoa, Tardigrada, Eutardigrada, Parachela, Macrobiotidae. Gene Ontology annotation, cellular component: cytoplasm. The transcript has 6 exons.